UAGACAGGUGUGUGGGGGAAGAUAUAGGUUGAUUGGCCGACCCAGACGAAGUGGUGACCCAACCUCUAUCAGUUCUACUUAUACCCCAACAACAAUCCACUGUGACAAUUGUCUUAUUAGUGCCAUUGGAUGUCUACCCAUCCCACUGCCUGGUUUUAGUUGUUUUCACUUCUCUUUCUCGCUAGUUUAUAACUUUGGAUCUAAUCCAGACACAUCUCCUUUCAAUCCAACUGAUAUUGCUGACUGGUCUAGUCUCAUUGGCUGUAUUCUUUCAGUGAUCCCUGUAACAGCACCAAUUUCAGGAUUAUUUUGCCUUCCUUCCCUGCUCCGUGACUGUCUUGGCGCUGACACAACAAUUGGUCGCAGAAGGCGAAGUCUAGCAAACACUGUUCGUGAAACUAUUCCAUAUAUUUACGCAAUGCACGAGUUUACACUACUUGGCGUUGAAAUAUUAGGUCAUGAGAGGUGGUUAAGACUAGUAUCUGAUCCACUAUGGGUAUCAGAUGUGUUGCGCCCAGCAUUAGGUGACUCCAGCAGUGGAGGAAUUAUGAUUACUAGAGAUGAGUUUACUGCAAUCACAAGCUUGCCCACCACCUCGUAAUGCCACAAGGGAAAUGGUGGGAUCCCUGCUGGAAAGGUUUAAUAACACAUUCAUUGGGUGGGGUAAUGGAACACUUGAGCCUCAAAAUGGAUCCAAUAUGGUGUCGUACAGUGCAGUUCAAAACUUCACCAGAAAUGUGCACACUGCUCAUGGACUAAUUGGUUUGGGAGAAGAAGAAUCGUUUCUUGAUUCUUACAAUGAUGUAAUAGAGCAAUACAACAUGAUUGCAGGGGCAGAUGAGGAUGAAGAUGAAGGGUUUGUGCAGUUGUCAGAAUCAGAAUAGAGCAAGAAAUGCAUUGACCAGAGAUGCUUUUCUGGCUAGACUGGAGAUUGAGAACAUGGAAGCUACAGAAUUACGGAGAAUUCAAAUGGCCUUCCUCAUUACCGAUGUUGGCUCAGGAGCAGUGUCCACUCAACUCUUUGUCAUAGGGAAUGAGACACUGACUGGAGCUCUGAGAGACGGAGAUGGAGGAUGGAUCCUGGCCAGCAGUGAGUCAGGAGCUGCUGAAUGGCUCAUUGUCCCCCUGUCUGAGGCUGCCCCUACUGAAAACAGAAAUUAUGACAUUGGAGGGUCAUUUUCAUACGUCUCAAGUGGAGAGAACAUCACAAUCCCACUCCUGCCCACUAGAAUCACGGUAGCCCCAGACCCUUCACUCAUCAUCCACUACUUUUGGGAGAAGUUUGUGAUUGGAGACAACCCAUUCACUGACGAAAGAGAGCCCUCAGUACCAUUUGCUCUGGGAGUGGCCAUCCACAAUGGAGGUUAUGGGACAGCAAUGAACCUGAGGAUAACAUCAGGUCAGCCAGAGAUCAUUGAGAAUGAGAAGGGACUCUUGGUUACUUUUAAGAUUAUUGGAACAAGAAUCGGAGGUGAAAGUGUGAGUCCCUCACUGACAGUAAACUUUGGAGACAUUGAGGCGAUGGAGACAAAGGUAGCCCGGUGGCUCCUCAUCUCCAGCCUUCAGGGGGAGUUCACAAACUAUUCUGCCAGUUUUGAGUACAUGAACCCACUAGGUGAUCCCAGACUCUCUGUGUUGGACGAACUUGUCAUCCACGAUCUCAUCAGAAAUGUGGUCAUAUAUCAGGAAGAUGAGAGCGAUGGUGUCUUAGACUUUCUAGUCAACGAUGCUACUGACUUGUUUGAUAUUCCAGAUGCUUUAUACAGCAGCAAGACCUUCACUAGAUACAAUGUGAGUGAAGGAGCAAUCGAAUCAAUCAUUCCUCAAGGUUCUGGUAGUAUAGAGGUCCUUACAUCCAGCAACUUCAGUGGUUGGGUCUACUUCAGGUUUGAAGAUGUUGGCAGGGUGUUCACUGAAACCAAAAGAAGCAUCAAUUUCACAAAAGCUGUUGGUGGAGAGGUGACUCGACUACCUCUAGAGAAUGCAUAGGUUGCUGGGGAGGCUCAGCCAAGUCCAGAUGAUUCAGAUCCAUUCUUCUUGCACAUUAUCGACUACCUGGAUGAGGCUGGGGAAGUUGUCUAUCUCUUGAACCCAUGUGUAACUGACUGUGCCACAGAUGAACAAGAAUUUGAACCAAUUGUUCCUCCUGUUCCUCCGAUAAAUGUGGAGGUGGAGGCAAUUGGCUCAACCUGGAUCAUCCUCUCCUGGGAGCCAGUGGUCACAUCUGCUGGUUUGUUGAUCCAGCUGGUGCUGGUGAGCGGAGGAGGGACAGAGUACAAUGUCACAGUUGAUAGCCAGAGAGCGAAGUCCAACAUAACCAACUUAGAUGCUGGCGUCAUGUACUCGAUGAGAGUAGUAACUGUGGCAGAAGAUGGACAGAUGAGUUUUCCCAGUCUCCCUGCACUAACAAUGACACAGAUUUCAUUUGACAGACCGCCAGAGAACCUGGUGUUGGAGAGUGCCGGAGUGUCAUGGAUAGUGGUGUCUUGGUCUCUCUUCCCUGGAGAUGUCCUGACUUCAUCCCAGGUCAUCCUGGUCAGUGGUGGAGGGACUGAGAGGAACAUUACUCUAGAAGGCAAUGGGACAUCAGUGAAUGUGACGGGUCUUCAGUCAGGGACUGAGUACUCAUUCAGAGUGAUUGCAAUAGCCAGUGACGGACAGACAAGUACACCCAGUGCCGUUCUCACUGCCAGCACAGCUGGAACUCUAGUUCCCACAGAAGCUUUUUAUGAUACUGUAAUUGGAGAUCCACUGUUCACGGUGGCUGUACAAGAAGAUCAGUUCAUGUGCUAUGAGAUUCAUGGACAUGCUGGAAAGUAUUACAACCUCGUUUCGGAUACGUGCACCUCUGUUAGUGCUCUUUUUACUGAACAGCCAUCUGAUCCAAGACGCAAUAGGAUGAGUGAAAUCGGUAUUUACGCAGUGAGCACACACAAUACUUGUGCCAAGAUCCAAAUUAGCCUUGAGAACUGUGCAGGUAAUUUGAAUAGUGAGACAGUCACCUCAACCAAUCAACAAAACGGUAUCAGUGUGAGACAAUACCUCAAUCGCUGGCGAGUCUCUGUCCCCAAUUGUGACUCCACGCAAUCUCUGAUAAUGUGGAUCUUCUGUGACAGUGAACCAGACAUGCUGCGAUUCCGCAUCGCCAGAGGCAACAACUUGGCUCCCACUUCCCAUGGACUUCUAGGUCAAUUUUGGAACAUUCCAAUUACUGCAAUAGUUGAUGGCGGUGAACAUUUUGUGGUCCUAUUCAACUCUACGAGUCCUCACUACCGCCGUAUACCAGCAGAGCUGGCAGCACUCACCUGGGACCACACCCUGGCUCCCUGCUACUAUGUAGGAGACUCUCAGGGUGGGCCCGAAAGAUCUAAUGACCCCAGAGAGUCUGUCAUUGAAGGAAGUGUGGCUCGGUACCACACAUCUUCUCUGUUUGGAACAUCAUUCUUUUACAGCAAAUUUGAUGAGUCCCAGUGUAAUACUGGCAGAGAUUGAAUUUACUGCUCCCGAAAAUACAACUCUUAAACUGCUAAACUGGUGUGUGUUAUUAUUAUGUUGUUGCUGUGCCUAAAAUGUCACAUUAUAGAACAGGUCAUGCAGUCUAGACUUACAGUUGGUAGCUAAGCCUAAGCAAGUCCCACUGGGCAAAAUCACUAAGUACGAUAGUACUUAGUGAAAUAGAGAUAACAUGUAAUCGACAGAACUAUUAAUCUUAUUUUAGGAGUUCUAUUUUUCUUACACGUGUAUAUACUGUGCGUUAUUUAGAAUAAUCGCACGUUUUUUAUGUCUCCGUCGUGUCGUCGUGCUGCGUGAGUUUCAGAGUUUUUAUAUUUUUCUAUGAGUUUAUUGGUCCUUUGAGGCUUUCUAUUUUUCUACCGGCUGUUGUUUUUAUCCUGUAGCUGUCGUUUUUUGUACAUGAUUUCUAUCUAUUUAUUUUAUAACUAUGUGUAAGGGAGGUUGGGACACUGGGUGUGUAGGGAGAGUUGGGCCCAUAAAAGACUCUUUAACCUACUGCCCCGGUUCUCAAGGCUGGGCACCCAGGGUCCUGCCUCUUUCUAUAUGUUAUUGUCUGUGUUUUUGUACGCUUGGGUACUUUAUUGUCUGUGUUUUGUGUGCUUGGGUGGGGGAGGUUCUUUCUUUUCCUCUGAGC
Molecule: messenger RNA, 4147 nt
Organism: Geodia barretti
Lineage: Eukaryota; Metazoa; Porifera; Demospongiae; Tetractinellida; Geodiidae
Source: the annotation of a GenBank genome assembly